This is a messenger RNA of Theileria equi strain WA, 1257 nucleotides long. RefSeq lists its product as hypothetical. Bases 1 to 1257 code for a protein of 418 amino acids. The record is from RefSeq and is a predicted model, not a curated record. NCBI's taxonomy places the organism in Eukaryota, Apicomplexa, Aconoidasida, Piroplasmida, Theileriidae. The transcript is spliced from 2 exons.
AUGACCAGUCAUAUGUUUGGGAAGAUUAGAAAGAUUGGAACCUCCAUGGUAGGAGGGGUAGUGGCUACUCUGUGUUAUGGAAUUUUAACAGAGAAUGGACGUAUCCAAAAGACCUAUCCAAACCAACGAGGAAUUUACGUUUCUACACCAGAGAAAUUCAAGGAAAUUUUAAAGGAAAAUGUAAGGAACAUGUUUAGAAACCUAAAUAAAUCUGAUCUACUAUUAAGGAAUGGAGAUUUGGUCUUUAUAAGAUAUAACUUGAACAAACUUGGUCGAUUUGAUAGAUAUAGGUUAAUAUUAUCACGUAGGUUUUCAAUGAACCGUAUCUAUGACGACCUUGGUAUUGUAUAUAGUAAGGGUAAUGAUUUAUUUAUCAUUCUAUUACCUUCAAUAAAUUUAAAGUCCAGUCAAGAAUUAGAGGAGUUUGGAAUUAAGAAGGAACAAUCAAAUGGAGUUAUUGCUGUAGAGUAUGAUGAUUUGAUAGAAGAAAACUGUCCACACUUACUGUCUAUACGUAGACUUAUUUGUUCCGAUUCUGUACGUGAAAGGGUUAUGGAUUCUCUAAAAUCAGCCGUUACAGAGUUAGAAUCAUCCAUAAAUUCCAAUAUUAUGUCGGUUUUUAAUAAUAGAAAUGAUCCAACCGUAUUUGGAAUUACUUGUUCAACAUUUUCUGAUACUCUCACCUCGUUGGAUGAAUUAAAAUUUACAAAGAAAUCGCUGGAACUAAAUUCAAUCACAGUAUUGAACGCUCUAUUCUCCGAAAAUGACUUUGAUUCCAGGAAAUAUUUGACAAAGCAAAAGUCCAACGAAAAAUACAAUCUGGUCAUUGAACCAAAAGAAGCAAUUAGGCAUAUCGAUAAUUUGAUAUCCUUGGAAAAUCUGAUAAAGGUUUGCGAAAAAGAGGCAAACAACCACAAUAUGAAACUUGGCAGGUUCCUAAAGAGGGCAGAAUUUGGAAAGGAUAUUGCCAAAGCCAACACCUUGAGCACUGAAACAAGUUUGGUGUCACGAGUAUACGCAAAAUCAUGUCUACUCCCCUUUAGAGAGGAACUUGGAAUGUUUAAUAUAACCCAUUACUUACAGUUAGACGCUCUUUGUGACCUUGACUCAGAAUCAAGGAGUCUCAGCAACACUUCUCGACUUUCAUCACUCUUCCACGCCUUUACCGGAGAAAUCAAUGAGGAAAGAUUGAAAAAUUUAGAAUAUGAACCCCUUUGCAACAGCCUAGAAUAUUAUUACUGGACAAAUAGUCUCUAA